Manihot esculenta (cassava) is the source of this 5284-nucleotide messenger RNA. RefSeq names its product protein PHYTOCHROME-DEPENDENT LATE-FLOWERING. The record is from RefSeq and is a predicted model, not a curated record. NCBI's taxonomy places the organism in Eukaryota, Viridiplantae, Streptophyta, Magnoliopsida, Malpighiales, Euphorbiaceae. The coding region runs from base 613 to 4695 and encodes 1360 amino acids. Gene Ontology annotation, molecular function: transcription coregulator activity. Gene Ontology annotation, biological process: regulation of transcription by RNA polymerase II. Gene Ontology annotation, cellular component: SAGA complex. The transcript is spliced from 12 exons.
UCGGACGACAACGCUAAACAGAAACGGGUCCAAGCCUAGAAAUCCAAUACAGAAACUCUUUCUCCUUCUGCCUCUGCAAAAUCUUCCCUUUUGGUACCCUCGUCUCCUUUCGAUGCAUUCCAAUCUUCUUUUCUUUUUCCUAACUCGGAUUUUAUCGAUCUCACACUCGUCCUUCACUUUCUCAGCGUCCAAACACUAUCUCAAAACCUCAAUCUUUUUCAGAGAAGCCUCUCAUCUGUUCUCUGUGUAUGGUUUAGAAACCAGGCACUCUCGUCAAUGUUAAAAAUCUCAAAUUUCCCAAAAUAGCUGAUGUUGGUUUCUCAAUUGAGUUCUUGAGACAAUGAUAUUAUAGCUUCUCGUCUUCCGCCUUUUCUCCAUCCAAACACCGUAUAAAACCUCGAAUUUGUCUACAAGUGAGAACAGAAAGGAAACCCACCGCCUAGAUAUCUCAAUUAAACUCUUUAAAACCUCAAUUUCUCAAAGAACUCCACUUGAGUAUUUGUCUGAAAAGGUUUAAUUCAUUAUUAAAAUAAGCUUCCUUCCAUUGGGGCCUGCUUAUAUUUUCCUUCCCUUUCUCGAUAUCCAAACAGACCUCCAUUAGUAAGUGUUUAAAUGGGGGUAUCUUUUAAGGUCUCAAAAACUGGCACAAGGUUCCAUCCAAAGCCAGUUAUUCUACCAGAGCCUGCUUUGGAUGAGGUUUCGGAAAAUUCCAAGGAGGGCUCUGUGAUUGUCUCGAAGAAUGAUUCCUCCACGAGAAAGCUUGAGGUUGGCUUAGUUGAGGGCAGUGAUGAUGUCUCUGGUGUUUCAAGUUCAACCAUCUCUGAGCAUGAAGUUUCGUUCGCAUUGAACAUCUACCCCGAUGGAUAUUCUAUUGGAAAGCCUUCAGAGAAUGAGGUUGCACAUCAGGCUAUGCUUCAAGAUGCUUCAAAGUUGUUGCAUCCAUAUGAUAAGACAUCUGAAACUCUCUUUUUGGCAAUUGAGUCUGGCUGGUUGCCUGGAGAUAUUCUGGAUGAUAUACCAUGCAAAUAUGUUAAUGGCACACUCGUUUGUGAGGUUCGAGAUUAUCGAAAUAAUGUUUCUGAGCAAGGAUCUAACACUCCACCAGUGGACGGGAAUCCUGUUGUAAAUAGAGUGCGCCUUAGGAUGUCAUUAGAGAAUGUAGUGAAGGAUAUCCCUUUGAUCUCAGAUAAUACCUGGACUUACGGUGAUUUGAUGGAAGUGGAAUCCCGGAUAUUGAAAGCAUUGCAACCACAUCUUUUGUUAGACCCUACUCCCAAAUUGGAUAGGCUAUGUAAUGACCCAACUCCCACAAAGCUCAAUUUGGGGCUGAGCAACUUGCGGAGAAAAAGAUUGAGACAGAUGCCUGAAGUAACCUCUAGUAACAGAAUCCAUGGGAAGAAAGUUUGUAUAGAUCGAGUGCCAGAAAGCUCAAGCAGUAGGUUAGGAGAUUCAGUGAUUAUUUCUGGCAAUAUGAUGCCACAGAGCAUCCCAGAGAAUCUGACCCCUCAAAACCUUGGUCCAAGCAACAUGUUAGCCAUGGGAGCAAGAAGCUUUGCACCUGAUGGCAAUGUUCCAGCUCUACCUUUGGUUUCACAGCAACCAAGGUAUCAGAUUGGUGUGGGCACCCAAAGAAGUAUACAGGAGCAAGGGUCAGGGACUCCUACUGCUAAUUCAGGAGUUUCCUCUGCUGGGCAGGACAUGGUGAUUUCAUAUGGUGACAAUACGAAUUCUGGUGCUUCAAGUCAUGGUAAGAGGGAGAAUCAAGAUGGGCAAAUGUCAUCCUUAUCCAGUUUUAAUAAGAGAGCAAGGCUUGCCUCCGUGGGUCCUGAUGGAAUUCAACAGCAGCAGAUAGGGCUCCAUAUGGAAGGCCUUCAUGCAUCAGAUAUGAACUGGAAGAUCUCUUUAUCACAGCAACAAGCAAUGGCAAGAGGAAUUCAUUAUGCUAAUGCAGGUGUUCAGAAAUAUCCUCAGCAGAUGUUUGAAGGCGUUAUAAAUCAAAAUGGUGCACCAACAUCAUUUUCUGCAGCACAGCCAGGUGUAAGGUUUGGUCCCAAGGAAGAACAGUUUGAAACAGAAAAGCUGGAUGGCUCAGAGCUAAAUCAGGGUAAAAAUGAUAUAAUGGAGACAGAAACAGGCCAUCUGGACCCACAGCAGUCACGGCUACAACAAAGAUUACCACAUCAUCUCAUGAGAUCAAGUUUUGCUCAGGCUGCAUGGAGCAAUCUCAGCCAAGACUCAAGGAAGGAGGAACAACUACAGAAGAGGAAAACAGUGCAAAGUCCCCGGUUAUCUGCUGGGACUUUGCCUCAAUCACCAUUAUCAUCAAAAUCUGGCGAAUUCUCUAGUGGCUCUGCUGGGCCUCACUUUGGAGCAGUUGCAGCCAAUGCUGCAAUUGGAUCAUCACAAAAGGAGAGGUCAGCUGUUACCUCGGUUCCUGCUGUGGGUGGAACCCCAUCUUUAACUUCCAGUGCUAAUGAUUCCUUACAAAGACAUCAGGCCCAGGCUGCUGCAAAGCGAAGAUCUAAUUCCCUCCCAAAAACUCCAGUAAUGAGUGGGAUUGGCUCUCCUGCAAGCGUUAGUAACAUAAGUGUUCCACUAAAUGCAACUAGUCCUUCUGUUGGAACUCCAAGUAUGGCUGAUCAAUCCAUGCUUGAAAGGUUCUCAAAGAUUGAGAUGCUGACUAUGAGGCAUCAACUCAACUGCAAGAAAAAUAAGGUUGAUGAGUACUCUGUCAGGAAAUCCAACACAUUUUCACAUCAAAAUCUGAUGGCUUGUCUCUCUAGUUUACCUAAUAGUGAGGAUGUGAAAGAUGAUGCAAGUGCAAGACAAUUAUCAAAGUCAAUUGUAGGUGGCAGCAUGAAUGUCUGCAAGAUGAGGAUUAUAAAUUUUUUGCAGGCAGAUCGAGUAUUACCAGGGAAUGUUGGUGCUUAUGGUCAUCGAUUAUGUACUAGAAUGAUCAUGUUAGAGAAGCCAAGUGAUGGUACUGUAGCAAUGCAUUAUGGAGAACCAGAGGAUGGUGAUGUCCUGUCUGCAGAGGAUUAUCUCCCAACAUUGCCCAAUACUCACUUUGCAGAUUUGCUUGCAGCACAAUUUUGCUCACUGAUGGUACGUGAAGGAUAUAUCGUGGAAGAUAAUAUUCAACCAAAGCCUAUCCGCAUGAAUAUUGCCUCAAGUAGUCAUCCAAAUGCUGCUGGAAUUUCUCCUAAUAAUUCAGCUGUUGAGGUGCAACAGUACAAUGAAGCAGUUCCAGGUCAGGCAUCCAAUGAAGUAAAGCCGAGUAUUAGUGGUAAUGCAUCCAUUAACCCAUCCCAGAAUCUAUUAGCAAACACUAGGAUGCUGCCUCCUGGAAACGCUCAAGCCUUGCCAAUGUCUCAAGGUCUCUUGUCUACAGUUCCAAUGUCUACAAGACCACAUCAGCUAGACUCGCAACCAUCUCUUCAGCAGCAACAGCAACCACAACAGCUGCAGCAGCAACCACAACAGCAGCAGCAGCAGCCAAAUCAACAUCCCUUGAUUCAACAACAGCAUUCACAAUUCCAGAGGUCACCAAUGGUGCUUCCAUCUAAUCCACUCUCGCACUUGAACACACUUGGCCAGAAUUCUAAUAUGCAGCUGGGUAAUCACAUGGUCAACAAGUCUUCUCACCUCCAGAAUCAGCUGUUACAGCAGCAGCAGCAGCAGCAACCACAGCAGCAGCAACUACAAACACAGCAGCAGCAGCAGCCGCAGCAACAACAGCAGCAGCAGCCACAGAUGCAGCAGAGGAAAAUGAUGAUGGGGCUUGGGACAGCAAUGGGAAUGGGAAAUAUGGCCAACAAUAUGGUUGGCCUAGGAGGCCUUGGCAAUACCAUGGGCAUUGGAGGUGCAAGGGGAAUAGGACCUGGAAUCUCUGGACCAAUGGCAUCUAUAUCGAGUAUUAACAAUGUUGGCCAAAACCCAUUGAAUCUGGGCCAAACUUCAAAUAUUAAUGCAAUAACUCAGCGGAUCCGUACUGGACAAAUGGCUCAGGCACAAGCUGCUCUGCUGACAUCAAGACUUAUGGUACAGAACAGAACAGGUGUGCUAGGUGGCCCUCAGUCAGGGAUAGCUGGGAUGUCAGGAGCCAGACAGAUGCACCCAGGUUCUGCUGGGCUUUCCAUGCUUGGCCAGCCUCUGAACCGAGCGAAUAUGAAUCCAAUGCAGCGGAAUGUAAUGGGGAAUGUAAUGGGGCCUAUGGGUCCACCAAAACUGAUGUCAGGGAUGAAUCUCUAUAUGAACCAACAGCAACAACCACAACAACUGCAAUUACAACAACAAUUACAGCAGCAGCAGCAGCAACAACAACAAUUGCAGCAACAAUUACAACAGCAGCAAUUACAGCAGCAACAACAGCAGCAAGAUCCAUCCUCAUCACUACAGGCUGUUGUCUCACCUCCACAAGUAGGCUCACCAUCAACCAUGGGAAUUCCACAACUGAACCAACAAGCACAACAGCAACCCCAGCAGCAACCUAGUCCACAACAGAUGAGCCAGCGAACCCCAAUGAGUCCACAGUUAAGCUCUGGAGCAAUCCAUGCAUUGAGUGCUGGUAAUCCAGAAGCUUGUCCUGCUAGUCCGCAGUUGAGCUCUCAGACCCUUGGCUCAGUUGGAAGCAUCACAAACUCUCCAUUGGAGCUCCAAGGUGUAAACAAAAGCAAUUCAGUUAAUAACGCAUAGUAAAGUUGGACUACCUGGUCAGAAGCAACAUCCUCUGAGCUGUUCUUUCGUGGAAACUAAAAGGUAUGCAGCGAGAAUAGGGCCAUUGAGUUCAAUCACGUUGAAGCUAGUUGGAAGGAGAAAUUUCUUGUGAAUAGCUGAUACUAAAAUUAUUGAGGAUAAAAUAUUCAAGUCUAGUGAUUAAUGGUUGCUUGCCUGCUUGGAGGAAAUUGCAUAUCCAGGUUUCAGUAUAAACACUGUGCUGUCUAAUCCAGGUGUCGGAACUUUUAAGGACUACGCCAUUGUUAGUUUGAUCACUGGCAUAACAUUCAAAUGGGGGCUGUUCUAUUAGCAGGAUGCUUUUUGUCACAUGAUUGUUCUCUAGUGGUUAGGUGUGUGCAGGAAUUGAAACGAUCUUAAUUGUAUUGAAUCGAAUUUAUUUUACUGAUUGAUUUGGUUCUAGAUUUUUUUUAAGUAGGGAAUUGGGGUGUGAUGACUCGAAGUAAUGUGCUUUUAUCUACUGGAUUAAGUCUAAGUAAGUCAGUAUAGAGCGGUUCUUUUAUAUAUAAUUAUUUAUUAUGUUAUUUUCUGAUUAUGAAUAUUUUCAACA